This is a messenger RNA of Lathyrus oleraceus (garden pea), 1176 nucleotides long. RefSeq lists its product as uncharacterized. The record is from RefSeq and is a predicted model, not a curated record. The transcript is spliced from 7 exons. Bases 1 to 1176 code for a protein of 391 amino acids. Gene Ontology annotation, molecular function: zinc ion binding; nucleic acid binding. Lineage: Eukaryota; Viridiplantae; Streptophyta; Magnoliopsida; Fabales; Fabaceae.
AUGAAAUGGAAGAGUGUGGCUAGGAAUUGUGUUGAUGAUGGUGGAAAUUCUAAUGAAAAUAUUGCAGAAUUUGUGACUGAAUUGACUCAAAGAGCUAUGUCUGUUAAGAAUAAAUGUCACUCGCUUCUUAAGAUGAUGGCUGGAAGAAACAAUUGCGCAAUUGCUGAUGCUUUGGAGUCAGUGGCUCAGGCGUUGCAUGAGCAACAAAAUCAAGGAAAUUUGACAGUUGUAGAGUAUGCUACAAAGUUUGAAGAGCUAGUGAAAUUAUGUCCUCAUUAUAAUAGUGAUGAUGCUGAAGGUUCGAAAUGCAUCAAGUUUGAGAGCGAGCUUCAUCCCGAGAUCAAACAGGAUGUUGGUUACCAUGAGAUUUGUCGCUUUUCAGUAUUGGUGAAUAAGUGCAGAAUCUAUGAUGAAGAUAAUAAAGCUCGAUAUUCUCACUACAAGAGUAUCGGUGAAAAUAAAGGGAAGGGUCAAUAUCGAUGGAAGCCGUGUGAUGUUAUAGGUCAUUGUGCCAAUGAGUACACAAGUGAUGAGAAUAAGUGUUACAAAUGUGGGAAGAUAGGGCACCUUAUCGCUGAUUGUAAGGGUAAUGUUGUGACUUGCUACAAUUAUGGGGAACAAGGCCAUAUCAGUACUAAUUGCAAGAAGCGGAAGAAGGCCCAAUCUUGGGGUAAGGUUUUUGAAUUGUCAAGGAGAGAGACUACUAGUGAUGACAGGUUGAUUCGAGUUAGAAGUAUGGUUAUUGAUACCCCACCGAAUGGUUCAAUAACUAAUUCAUUAGUGUGUUUGAAGUGUCCUCUUACUAUUUAUGGUAAGAGUUUUGGGAUGGAGUUGACUGUGAUGUUUCUAGAGAUGAGAGGAGAUGGGGAGUUGAUGUUUGUAUCUGCUAAGCAAGUAGAAGAAUUCUUGAAAGAAGAGGUGCAUGUGUUCUCUAUGUUUCCUGCUUUGGGAAUCGACAGUAAAGCUACGAUGGAAGAGCUACCAGUUUUGUGUGAUUUUCCCGAAGUGUUUCCUGAUGAUAUCAGUGAUUUUGCGCCAGAUAGCAAGGUGGAGUUUUAUAUAAACUUAGUACCUGAAACUAGUCUUGUAUUGAUGACUCUUUAUAGAAUGUCCAUUUUAGAGCUGAGUGAGCUGAAGAAAUAUUUGGAAAAGCCAAUUGAGAAGAAGUUAGUCUGA